UGGUGGCGGCCUGGAGCAAGCAAGCAGUGCUGGAGGCCGCCCAGCGCAGCCUGACCCACGCCACCGCCCGCUACUCCGCCCUCCGCGGGGCGCUGUCGCUGCUGGGGCCGCUGCUGUGGGGCUGGCUGGCGCUAGACCUGGCGCUCAAGGCGAUAGGGCCCGACUACGCGCGAGUCGUACGAGCGGUGUUCCUGCUGUCACAGGUACGGCUGGUCCGUACCCACGGGUUUGUGUCUUCCGAGAUGCAGCGUAUGGGACGUCAGCAAGCGCACGACCGGUACGAAGACGACUCGGACGCAGAGGAUUACCAAGAUCCGGGGGCAGCCUACUUUUGACUUGGUUGAGCGUAUGUUUUAAGCGGUGGGCAAAGGUUAUGCAAGGGCUCCUGUGUCCUGGCGUGUAUUCAGAACAUUUGGCCGCGAGUCGUUACGUGUGACGUGUGUGAGAGUGUUGAGCGUAUUUGGUUACAGCAAAGUAGCCCUGACAGAGAGAUUGUGGUACUGCAUGACUGCAUGCUAAACUCUGGUGUAGGACGGUGACACGCGUUUUAAGCGUUUUGGACCCUGUGAGCUGGUGCUAGAUGAGAAGAUGACGUUCGUUCGCGGGGUUACUUUUGACGUAGCAUGUAGGUUGCUUUUGGUCCCGCUAGGUGAGAGAUAGCGCCACAUAAUGUAUGGUCAGAGAUGCUGAGAGGGCUAGGUUUAUAGACCCAGUGUGUGGUAUGGAUAAACGCACUUCACGGAAAUUUGUUUUAGGAGCUUGAGUGGCAUGCGAGAGACCGCUGGUUGUUUACGGGGUUAAGUUCUACUCCUCGGCUCAAGAUGCGCAUUUGGGUAUAUGUACUUGCGUAAGCAAGGGGCCGACACCGCAUUUGACGUCCGUUUACGCACACCUUGAGCGCAUGAGGGCAUUCCAUGUUCCGGUGCGCUGCUUCUUUGGGACGUCUUGCGCGAGAUUUCAUCACCAUGUGCCGGUGUCCGUUCGAGGCAUAUACGAUACCGUUUCUUUGCAUGGCAAGGUGGCUGUUGUGGACUUGGUGUGGGCUGUGGUGGAGAGGAGCAAAUGGCGACAGGGCCCUUUUGAGAACGGCAGGGUGGCGUGGUGCAUAAGGGCUGGAGCUUAGUUGGUGAGUCUUUGUUCUCUUCCCAUGCUCCUUUCGUCUGAGCUGUUGUCUUUGCUUACUUAUUUCAUGCAACGAGGGGUAAAAGCACCAAGGGAAGUAGACAUGCCGGUAACUCAAUACCCGCUGCUCUUGUUGCGAUGUCCAACGAGGCACAACAUCCAUCGGAGCAGCUGCUCUGCAUAGCAUCUUUAUGGAGGCACGUCUAAUUGUAGUGGUUUGUGCCUUGUGUUCCGGUGGCUUACAACUGUGCCUAUCGCUCAGCAUGUGCGGGAGCUGUUGGGUGUCAGAACUCCUCACGCUUAGUGAUCGUUGCGUUGUGCGGUGGACCGAUGUACGGUAUGUAGGAGCAUUGCAUGUUGUCCUACUUUGCAGGUAAACAAAAAGCUUUGGGUUUUGCGCUCGUAAACCCUCUUGCAUGUUGCAUACAGGGUAACGCAGUGGAGGGUGCAGCGACCCAUGGGUCACCUCAGGCGACUUUGCCACUCUGCUAACCUCCGGGCAUACGUCUCCC
Astrephomene gubernaculifera is the source of this 1634-nucleotide messenger RNA. Lineage: Eukaryota; Viridiplantae; Chlorophyta; Chlorophyceae; Chlamydomonadales; Astrephomenaceae. The record is from the annotation of a GenBank genome assembly.